AUGGCCCGCCUCAAUAAGCCUCUGUCGACCCGCCCAACAGCUCGGAGAAAAGAUCCUGCUUGUGGUACAUGCCGCAAGAAAUGUCGGAAAUGCGAUCGCAAACGACCCAUCUGCGAUAGAUGUCGCACCAAGGGACUUCAGUGCGAGGGCUAUCCCCCGAAAUUCCAAUUUCAAAACAGCUUGACAGUAGUCUCUGACGAAUCAGAGGACAAUACAAAUAUUCAGGACUCUAUCAAAGUCCGACAAUCGCCUCAAGAGUCUUUGCUCUCGGCCGAGUCACCUGAUGCAAACUUCCCAAUUUUCGAUCCUCAGCAGGCGCUUCUUGAUGUUUCGGAUACUUCAUUCCUUUCGCCAAUUUUUGCUUUGACUCCUGUUGAAUCGCCUCCUCAGUUGUCGAUUGCGCAAGUUGACUCUGAUCCGAUAGCGGCCAGUGAUAUUGAUCUCGACAGCGAUAUUAUUGCGAACCAGUAUAUACUCUACUACUUUGAUCAGAUACUAAGCGAGCGCCUGGCAAUACAUGUAACCGGCUUGACCAAUCCGUUCCGGGAACAUGUUCUUCCGCUUGCGCAUAAGCACCAGGGUAUCCUUCACGCUUUACUUGGACUCGCAUUAUGCCAUAUGUACAACACUGGAAACUGCAAUGAUCAAGAUUUAAUUACCGCUUCUCUCGGAUAUAGACUGUCUGCUAUAAGAUCGGUUGCGGCUUUGUUGCUUCAAGAAGAAACGUCUACACUUACACGUAUCGAGGAAGAAUAUCUCCUGGCUAUGGUACUAUUGCUAGUACUGCACGAUAUCUGCGAAUCUGGUGUCUCUACUCAUGGAGCUCAUCUUACUGGGAUAUCGUUCCUCUGUAAACGAAUGGCGGGUGACGACGAUAUCUCGACACGUUCUAAGGCAGGAAUAUUUCUCAUCUCCGCGCUAUCUUGGCUUGACAUGCUCCGAGGUUUCAGUGGUGCCGAAAAACUCUCCUAUUCUGAAGACGUAAGAGAAUGUGUACGAGAUCAUGGAAGUCUUAGUCUCCACACAUUAGUUGGCUGCCCGCCAGUUAUCUUCUUCAAGAUAGGUCAAGUUCUCGAAGGUGGUAAAUCAUAUCUUGCGGGCGACCUUACACUUCAGCAAUUUGAGAAAUUGCUUGAUAGCGCUGAGAAGUUUCUAAGAGGCUGGGAUCCUGAACAAGCCGUUUAUCCCACUGCGCAUCGAGAAUGGCGACAGCUGGCCGAGGCAUAUCGCCAUGCCUGCCUCCUUCGAAUCAUGCGUUUUCCUGAUACCUUCGCAGUUUCGUGCGAUGAUUCCCGAAUCAAGGAAUCUGUCACGACAAUUCUCGAUAUCUGUGCCGUCAUGCCCUCAGACAGCGUCUUUUACAAACGUCUCCUCUUUCCACUCUUCCUGGCUGGCGCCGACACUUGUUCACCGCAUCAAAUGCACUAUGCCAGUCUAUGUAUUGACAACAUUAAACGUUCUACGGGCUUUCAGCACCCAGCAAUGAUGGAAGUUCUUAGCAAAGUAUGGGAGGGGCGGCGGACGAAUCCCCAUGGCUGGUCCAAUGUUCCUUGGAUGGAAUACACUUGUUCUGAGCUUUUGCAGUCACAGCAUGCUUACCUAUUUUUCUAA
Fusarium venenatum is the source of this 1611-nucleotide messenger RNA. Its product is annotated as fungal-specific transcription factor domain-containing protein. Gene Ontology annotation, biological process: positive regulation of transcription by RNA polymerase II. Gene Ontology annotation, cellular component: nucleus. The record is from RefSeq and is a predicted model, not a curated record. NCBI's taxonomy places the organism in Eukaryota, Fungi, Ascomycota, Sordariomycetes, Hypocreales, Nectriaceae. Gene Ontology annotation, molecular function: DNA-binding transcription factor activity, RNA polymerase II-specific; transcription cis-regulatory region binding; zinc ion binding.